CAUACCCUAACUACUCAAGUUCCUGGAACUGCAUUUGAGCCCAAGCUACUACUCCUAGCUUUGGAGGUGAGGUUAGAGUAUGGCGCCAGCUCGGGCUCUAUCUUCGUCUGCUCGAGCGCCCUCCAGCUCCAGCAAAGGCAAGACCAAGGUGAGCGCUACCGCCUCCUCUUCUAAGCGGUCAGCCUCCUCUUCCACCUCCUCUUCCGCGGCCGCCAGAGGAGGUGCAUUGCAAUUUAGCGCCUCGCCUCCUAGCAGGUCUGGCGUCCAGUCUAAGCUCUCCUUCACACCUGCCCCUCCGGAGCCCGCAAAGAAGAAAGUCCGGAUAGAAGAGCCAAAGGUGGACUGGAAGGGCAAGGGGCGAGAAGUGGUUCACAGUGGAGGAGGGGUAGAGAAUAAUGACCUCUGGAGCGUGGCCUAUGCGCCAUCGUCAAGGUCUGAUCUUGCUGUACACCCAAGGAAAGUCAAAGAUGUCGAGGCAUGGCUUCGUGAUGCAUUCGAUGGUUCUGUCUCUCUCAAGAAGCUGCGGCGCCUCCUGGUCCUUACCGGGCCCGCUGGAGCUGCCAAGACGGAGACCAUUCGGCAGCUCUCCUCUGCAUCUGAGCUCGACUUUGAAGUGGUGGAAUGGAAGAACGACACCAUGGCCAGAUCGGGCGAGAUGCUGGCCGAAGACCAAGAGUUCGCAAGCGUAACAAAUCGCUUUCGGGAUUUCUUCUCGAGAUCUACAAAGUUCCGGACACUAUCUAUGAGAGGAGAAAAUCAGGCAUAUCAACCUCAAGCAUCAAGUAGUAGUACAAGUCUCAGCUUUUCGGGCACUUCUGCAUCGCCAUCGAAGCGCUCGCGCCGACUUAUCCUUCUCGAAGACCUACCCAAUCUGUCGCACCCUGCAACCCUCCAGUUCUUCCAGGAGAUGAUCGCGACGCAGCUGUCUGCACCUCUAGACGCUCGGGGAGAUCAGAUUCCCAUCUGCGUCAUCCUUUCCGACGUCAGUGGAACCUCGGGAGGUCUGCUGGAGGACGGAUCGACAGGCGAUGAUGGGAUGCGCAGAGAGACAGAUUGGAUGCGCCCGCGCCGUCUUCUCGGCGAAGAGCUCAACGGCAAUGAUUCAUGGCUGGAGAUCAAGUUUAAUCCGGUCGCCUCAACGCUGCUGAAAAAGGCGUUGAAAACGACGCUUGACAGGGCGACUGGAGCAGGCAACAAGAAGGAGGGAAAAGGAAAGACAGGACGCAAUACAUUCCCGCCCGACCUGAUAGGCAUAAUCGCCGAGGUGUCGAACGGUGACAUACGCUCUGCAGUCGAUACAUUGCAGCAAGUGUACGCCAAUUUCCAGAGUGACCCCAAGAGGUUCGAUGUUCUAAGCAAGACCAAGAGCAAAAGAGGGGAAGAAGAUGCUAGGAAUGCCGCUCGCGAGCUCCUCAGCUCCCUUGGCGUGGCUGGCAGAGACUCGUCUCUGGACCUCUUCCACGCAUUGGGCAAGAUACUCUGGAACAAGAGGGCCGGAGAUCCGAACGACGAUGAAGAUACACCGGAGAGCGAUAAUGCCAAUACGACCGCGAUAGACGCACUGCCAGAGCAUCUGAAUUACCUCGAGAGGAGAAGGAGCAAAGUUGAUGUAAUGGCGCUGGCAGGGUCAAGUGUCGACACGUCGAUGCUGCAGCUCUUCUCUCAUCACAACUACCCGGCUUUUUGCAGCGAGGUCGAGCAGUGUGAGGGUGUCAUGGAGGGCUUCAGCUUCACAGAUGCUGACAUGAAAGUCAGAGGUGGUGACGGGUACUCUACCCUCCCUCUCUCAGACCACUACUCCUUCCUGAUCAGCACACAUUCCACCCUCCUGCAUCUGCCCUCUCCAGUAGAACGUCGAGGUCAACGACCCACCAAGCCCGCCCUUUUCGAGAUCAACGCCCGCUCCAGGAUGCAUCGCGCGACGGUAGAAGAGAUGAAGCGCGCGAUGAAGUGGGAACUCAAGACCAAUCGAGAGGUAGUGGAGGAACUGCUGCCCAUGGUGAGCAAGAUGGGUUCCGCCCUUGGAAAGAAGGGAACGAUACGAGGGGUGGGGGUCGGAUCCGGAUCUGUAGGCGCCGGCGUGGCAGGCAAGGUGAGCGCAGAUCUCGCCUCGCUCGGCGCUUUUGACUUUAGCGUCUUUCAAGACGGGGGCUCUAUGCGAGGGACGGUAGGAGGGAGCACUUCGUGGAGCCGAAGACGCGACGACGAGGAGGACCUUGGCGCGCUCGAUCUCGAUGCUGAGAUGGACCAGUCGGUCGAGGGAGUCUCUGUGUCGCAGAUGACCGAGGUCGAGAGAGGAGAGGGCGACUCGGCAGAUGCAGGUGCGGUGGCUGGGGGACUGAGAGGAGAGCUGGCGGAGGAUGGAGGUGGAGAGGAAGAAGACGAGGAAGAGGAGGAGGAGAUUGAGGACUUCUGAAUGGAGUUUCCAAGUCCGUGUUCAGGUUCAUCGAUGCAAUUUGAAUAUGAUACAUCACUCGCAAUG
Molecule: messenger RNA, 2482 nt
Organism: Microstroma glucosiphilum
Lineage: Eukaryota; Fungi; Basidiomycota; Exobasidiomycetes; Microstromatales; Microstromataceae
Exons: 6
Coding region: 80-2416 (778 amino acids)
Biological process (GO): DNA damage checkpoint signaling; DNA repair; mitotic DNA replication checkpoint signaling
Molecular function (GO): chromatin binding
Source: RefSeq, a predicted model, not a curated record